AGUGGCAGCAGCAGCAGCAGCAGCAGCACCGCAAUGGCGACGCUUCUCCUCCCCUCCCACGCGGCCAGCCACCACCGCCGCGCCGUCUUCUCCGGCGGCGCGCACCAUCACCCGCUUCUCCAGCCGGACCUCCUCGGGGACGCCCUGCACGCCGCGGCGAGCAGGAGGCGCAGGCCCAUCGCGGUGGCGUGCCGGGCGGCGUCAGCCGCGGCCAGGGCCAAGGCGCCCCCGACCGCGAACGCGGGCCCGCCGCCGCAGGCGCUGGCCAAGGAGGCGCACAAGUACUUCGACCACGCCGUCGUCAGCGUGCGCGCGGGGGACGGCGGCCACGGCGCCGUCCUCAACAUGCCGCCGGGCCCCUCCGCGGACGCGGCCCCCGCCAAGACCCGCGGCGGCGGCGGCAGAGCCGCCGACAAGGGCAAGGCCAAGAAGGGCAGCGGGAAGAAGGUGUCGUUCAAGCGGAACUACGAUGGGUCGGUGUCGCUGCCCGUGGGCGGGCACGGCGGCGACGUGGUGCUCUACGCCGACGAGGCGGAGGAGUCGCUGCUGGGGUUCCACGCCAAGGCCCGGCACUGCGCCAAGAGGGGCGGCAACGUCGGGGCCACCGGCACCCUCAGCUCCCGGAUGCACAACGGCUUCGCCGGGGAGACGCUCAGGAUACCCGUGCCUGUAGGUACAGUUGUGAGGCGCAAGAAAGGGUCUGUUCUUGCCGAUUUGGCUCAUCCUGGUGAUGAGGUGCUCGUCGCUAGGGGUGGACAGGGCGGGAUUAGCUUGAUUGAUGCGCCUGAUUACAAAAGGGGGAAAGCCAUGGCUUUAUCGCCUAAUGUCAUGCGUGAUGUUACUGAUAAGGUAUUAACUCAUGGCCAGCCUGGUGAGGAAAUAAGCUUGGAGUUAAUCUUAAGGGUGGUUGCAGAUGUUGGCCUUGUGGGACUUCCAAAUGCUGGAAAAUCAACACUUCUAUCAGCUAUAACACUUGCAAGACCAGACAUUGCUGAUUAUCCGUUCACUACAUUGAUGCCAAAUCUUGGCCGGCUUGGUGGAGAUCCCACUUUAGGGGCUAUGCAGUUUUCCUCUGGAGCAACAUUGGCAGAUUUGCCAGGUCUUAUUGAGGGCGCUCAUCUGGGCAAGGGUCUUGGUCGCAAUUUCUUGAGACAUUUGAGGAGAACGAGGGUAAUUGUCCAUGUCGUUGAUGCUGCUACUGAUGACCCUGUGAACGAUUAUAAGAUUGUCAGAGAUGAAUUAAGGAUGUAUAACCCCAAAUACCUGGAGCGGCCUUAUGUUGUGGUCCUGAACAAGAUUGAUCUUCCUAAGGCCCAAGAUAGGUUAUCUUCAUUAGCACUUGAAAUAUCUUCAGCAGGCUGUGAAGAAUGCCACGACAACAAUACCAGCAAAGAAAAGCUAAAUGAAAAUUUCAACAGACACCAUAUGUCAGAAGACGAUGAUAAGGAACUUGGGGACUAUCCAAGACCUCAAGCUGUAAUCGGUGCAAGCGUACUGAGGCACAUCGGGAUCGACGAGAUGCUGAAGGAAAUCAGGACAGCCCUGGGAAAAUGCUCCGAUCACAUGUCACCAGGACCAUGAAUCUGAAAGCCUGCAUGCUGGAGCCCUUAACAUCAGUCCAACACCUGGAAAGGAUCGAGCCGGAUUGAAUGGUUCUUCGACAACAGCGUCAGUUGAGUCUGUCCUUGGCUCAUGACGCCGUUGGCAAUUCCUGGAGGACAAAAACUACCAGUCUGAUUGUCCAAAAUCCUGACACGGAGCGCUUCGGUGUCUGCCACGUUAGCUCGAGCACGAGCAGUUGCAGAUAUCCAGGCUACACCUCCAUCUGUAUUCAGUGCUAGAGAUAGAAAUAAAUCAGUUGUGUGAAAUAUUGAAAAACUAAUGGGGACUCAUAUAUAUUCGUGUGCACGUAUUAGUGAAGAUUUGAGAAUCAUAUCUUCCGUACUAAAGGACUAGUAGAAAUUGUCUAUAUGGACUCAUUAAUUGUUCUCUCUGCUUUACUUAUAUAGCUGAGUAACUGACAAAGCUUUGGCCUUUACCAAA
Molecule: messenger RNA, 2043 nt
Organism: Triticum dicoccoides
Lineage: Eukaryota; Viridiplantae; Streptophyta; Magnoliopsida; Poales; Poaceae
Product: probable GTP-binding protein OBGC2
Exons: 9
Coding region: 34-1581 (515 amino acids)
Cellular component (GO): mitochondrion
Molecular function (GO): GTPase activity; GTP binding
Source: RefSeq, a predicted model, not a curated record